This is a messenger RNA of Monomorium pharaonis (pharaoh ant), 1406 nucleotides long. RefSeq names its product death-associated protein 1. Lineage: Eukaryota; Metazoa; Arthropoda; Insecta; Hymenoptera; Formicidae. Gene Ontology annotation, biological process: cellular response to amino acid starvation; apoptotic signaling pathway; negative regulation of autophagy. The record is from RefSeq and is a predicted model, not a curated record. Bases 188 to 499 code for a protein of 103 amino acids. The transcript has 3 exons. Gene Ontology annotation, molecular function: death domain binding.
GUGCGACGCACACGAAGGCGCGUCGUUGAAUUCCGCUAUCGGCAGCGAGGGAGAGACGGAGAGAAAGAGAAAGAGCCAGAGCCAGUGUCGUGUCGUGUUGCGGUGGCAGUGUUUAGCGGCGGCAGCAUAUUGUCAACGGGAAUUCGUGUUAGCGAGGCUUGUGGGUCGACGUGAGAACGACGACGAGAUGUCGAGCGGUGCGGACGAGUGCAAGCUGAAGGGCGGUCAUCCCCCGGCAGUUAAGGCGGGCGGCAUGAGAAUAACGCAGCAUAAGACGCCGAAGGAGGAACGCGAAACAAAACCUAGCAAAGACGUCGAGGAGAGCAAGCCGUCGAGCAGUCCGCCGAAGACGAUAAUGAUCAGCGGCGCUCCGGCCAAAGGAAAUGCUGAUUUUCCACCAGAAGCUGUGCAACACUUCCACGAGAAACCUACACCGACGCACGACGCACGGCCGGCGCAUUGUUCGCGUCCCAUUAUCAUUCAACAGCCCAGGAAGUGAGCCGUAUUUUGCGAGUUAUGUACUUUGCUGAUGGACUUUGAUCCACAGUGUCAUCCGUUGAAUUUACGAAAAAGAAAAUUAUAAUUAUGCAAAUAUAUAUGGGAGAUAGGUAUAUAUUAUAUAUAAGCGUACAUAAAAUGUUUUUAAAAGGAUUAAAAUCGACGAAUUUGGACUUCGCGCCGCGGCGAUCGAUUCUUUAACCGACGAAUAAUCAGAUCUUUUUUUCUUACAAGGAAAUUUCAAAGAAAGAGAAAGCAAUCGGAAUAAAUUUGCAAUUGCGAAUGUUAAGAGAUCGGCGAAUUGAUCUCCAUUUAGGAGACCAUUAAAGAACGGGCAGGACCCGCAUAAAUCGGUUAAAGGAUCGAGGAAGCUUGAUUUCUUAUAAAAGAGAUAUAUCACGAGAUAUUAUACUAUACUGUUGUUAAAAAGGAAAGAGAAGAAAUUUAUUUUUGACGUCACGAGACUCCUUGUAUCGGCAUUUGAGAUUUCAUGUACAAGUUUUUGAGAGCAUGAAUCGUUAUCGCACAUUUUAUCUUCUCAUCUUAUAGUUCCUUUUAUACUAGACACGUUUGCUACAAUUACUUCAUUAUGAGUAUUGAUAGUAACGGUACUGUCAUUGUUUUUGGGGACCAGUACGUAUUGUGACUCAUAAUGAAAUUCUUUCGCAUUUACAGACUUUUUAUUUUACUUUUUUGUAUUUGACCAUAGCAUAGAAAUCAGAUGCAUCAGUGUCACUUUGAAUUUCACAGGGAAUCGAGACAUCUCGUUAACGUGAGUUAACGUUAAUACAUUAAUGUUAACAUAUGUUAACGUAAAUUAAAUGUGCAAAUGUUGAACGAGAUUCACAGUUGACGAUAAUUUGUAUAACAUUUGAGAAGGAAUAAACAUUCAUAUAUGUACAUAACUA